This is a messenger RNA of Pyricularia pennisetigena, 2997 nucleotides long. RefSeq lists its product as uncharacterized. Bases 1 to 2997 code for a protein of 998 amino acids. The transcript is spliced from 4 exons. The record is from RefSeq and is a predicted model, not a curated record. Lineage: Eukaryota; Fungi; Ascomycota; Sordariomycetes; Magnaporthales; Pyriculariaceae.
AUGAAUCUUAAAGGUUGGUGCUUGCUAGCGGCUCUGACAGCUCCUGCCAGCGCGGUUCAGCAUGUCACCGAGUUUGAUGACCCGCCCGUUGAGCAUCGUCCCAAGUUUAGAUACUGGCUUCCCGACGCCAGCGUUGACCACGCCGUCUUGGCUGAUGAUGUGCGCCAACUCAAACAAGUCGGUGCCGGUGGGUUGGAAUUCGUCCCGUUCUACAACUACGGGUUUGGCGGCCCUCAUCUGAACCAGUCCGACGUCUACGCCUUUGGCAAGCCUGCCUUUGCCCAAGUCUUUCGGCAAGCGCUCGAGGCGGUCAAGGCCGAUGGCCUCAUCAUGGACUUUGCCCUCGGGGCCAGCCAGGGCCAGGGUGUCCCCGCCGAGCCGCUCACCCCGGGGCUGGCCAUGCAGUUGGUCUACGGCAAGAUGACCAUCAAGGGCGGGGAGCAGUUCCAAGGCGAGCUGCCGGCACCGAAUAUUGAAUGGAACGAGGAGGCGGGAUUUGUGCAGCCGCAGGAGAGAUUUGGCGGAAACCGGCUUGUUGGCGUCUCGGCCGGCGCAAUAAAGUACGCGAACCAGUCAGGCAGCAGCGCUGUGGCCUUGGUGGAAGAGUCCCUGGUUGACCUCUCGGGCAACGUCACCGGUGGAAGACUCACUUGGCAAGCUCCCACGGACCACGAUGAUUACGUCUUGUUUGCAAUCUACGAGCGCUACACCAACCAGAGAUCGGCGGCCGGCGUCCCCUACGACGUCAUCGCCAACGGCUCCUGGGUGACGGACCACUUUAGCGCAGCGGGAGCAAAGCUCGUGUCGGAAUUCUGGGAGCAGAACAUCCUGAGUAGUGAGAUCAGCGAGCUGCUCGAUGCCGUGGGGCAGCAUUCAUGGGAGGACAGCAUGGAGAUCCAGGCAUCCCUCUACUGGUCCCCAGGUUUUAUUCAAAAGUUCAAGGAGACGCGAGGCUACGACCCCGUCAAGUAUCUGCCGCUGAUGUUUGACAAGUCGACGUCAUUCAUGGGCCACGUGGCACCCUACAAUACGACGUAUUACCUGGAAGGAUCUGCGGAUGCCGCGCAGGCCAAAUACCUCCAGGACUACCGCCUGAUCCUCAACCAAGGCUACGUGGAGUAUCUGCAGGCACUAGGGGAUUGGGCCAAGUCUCUCGGGCUUUCGCAUUCCUGCCAGGUGGCUUACAACAUCCCCGUCGACAUGCUCGCCGCCGUUCCAUCCGUCGCGGGGCCCGAGCUCGAAUCCCUCGCCUUUACCGACGUUGACCAGAUGCUUCAGUUCACUGGGCCGGCGCACCUGGCGAGGCGAAACGUAAUCUCGACAGAGGUUGGUGCAGUCCAGUCGGGCGCAUACAGCCAGUCGCUGCCGUCUCUCCUCCGGCUCUUCAACCAGGCGUUUGCAGGCGGGGUCAACCUCAUGGUGAUUCACGGCAUGCCGUACGGUGGCGAGCAGCCCGAGACGACCUGGCCGGGAUACACGCCGUUCCAAUAUGUUUACUCCGAGAUGUGGGGCCCCAGACAGCCAGCCUGGAAGUACAUGUCCGAGAUGAUGGGCUACACAGCCAGGAACCAACACAUCCUCCAGCUGGGUGUCGCCAAGAAAGACCUGGCCGUGUACCUGUACAAGGAUCAUCCGUACUCGACCACUGUCAGCCACAAUGGCACAGAUCUGCGUGCAGAUGGCUUUUCCUAUGAAUAUCUCUCGCCAGCAAACUUUGCCAGUGAAAACGCGACCGUCCAGGGAAGGCUGCUCGAUCCAACCGGUUCAGGAUAUCGGGCUCUUGUUCUCAACCAGCAAACGUUCAUUUCCCCCGAGGCUUCAACAAAACUGGCAGAGUUCGCCAAGGCAGGCCUACCCAUUGUAGUUGUUGGGACCCUGCCAAACACCACAAUCGGCUCCGUCGGGCAGGACAUGGUAUCAAAGACCAUUGCAGGCCUCCAGUCGGCAGGACACGCCAACCUCAAAUUCAUUGACUCGCCCGACUCUUUGGUCCAAGCACUGCAUGAACUUUCAGUCAAGCCUAGGGUACAGACAUCUCCCGCCCGCUCCGCCCAGACCUUGCACACAAUUUGGAGAGCAGAUGGCGCCUCCAACUACGUAUUUCUAUACAACGACGGACCCGCAGCAACUUUCAACGUCGGCAUCGAGGCAAACGACGACCUGGUACCCAGCAAGCUCGAUGCCUGGACGGGUAGCCAGGAGCCCGUCGCAAUAUACGGACGGUCCGAGGGUAGGAUAACCCUGAGUGUGUCGCUGCGGCAAGACCAGGCCACCAUCCUCGCUUUCACGCCCUCGGUGGAGCCUCGAGACCACAUCUCAGCGCACUCGCAGAACGUCGCUGAGGCCUUUUACAGCCCUGACGGGGAGAUAUCGGUCGCCGUGUCCGACGCCGGCGCUGCAUCCGUUACGCUUUCCGACGGCCGCACGCACCAGAUCCCCGCACUCGCUGACAGGACCGGAGAAACCCUAGCCUCCAUCGAGGUCGGACCCUGGAAUCUGACCCUCGAGUCGUGGGUACCAGGCGCAGACGCUACGAAAUCAGCGCCUGCCAGGGAAACACUCGACCUCGGCACGCAGAGCGCCCUGGUCCCAUGGUCGCAGGUGCCAGCGGCGCAGAACGUCUCGGGCGUCGGCAUCUACACGGCCACUUUCACACGGCCGGCUGUCGGCCAGCUGGCGGGCGAGGACGUCAUGACCAUGAUGGACUUUGGCCCGGUGCUCAACACCCUGAGGGCCUGGGUCAACGACAAACAGCUGCCGGCGGUGGACGUGUCUGCCGCGCAGGUCGACAUCUCGCCGUACGUCGUGUCUGGGCAGAACUCGGUCCGGGUCGAGGUUGCGUCGACGCUGUUCAACGCGGUCAAGGCAAGGAUCGACGGCGUCAAGAACUUUGGUCUGGGGCCGAAUGUGCCCCAAUUUUAUACCGCUGUGGACUGGCAGAGGCAUGGGUUGGUUGGCCCGGUGCAGGUGACGACGCUGCGCAGGGUUAGUUUGUGA